CAGCUGGCUCCUAGUUGGGUAGGGUUCUCACUUUCCACUUCAGUUGUGUAUCCAUGGUGGGGGUCAGUUGUGUAUCCAUGGCGAGGGUCAGUUGUGUAUCCAUGGCGAGGGUCAGUUGGGUAUCCAUGGUGGGGGUCAGUUGGGUAUCCAUGGUGGGGGUCAGUUGUGUAUCCAUGGCGAGGGUCAGUUGUGUAUCCAUGGCGAGGGUCAGUUGUGUAUCCAUGGCGAGGGUCAGUUGGGUAUCCAUGGUGGGGGUCAGUUGGGUAUCCAUGGUGGGGGUCAGUUGGGUAUCCAUGGUGGGGGUCAGUUGUGUAUCCAUGGUGGGGGUCAGUUGUGUAUCCAUGGCGAGGGUCAGUUGUGUAUCCAUGGUGGGGGUCAGUUGGGUAUCCAUGGUGGGGGUCAGUUGGGUAUCCAUGGUGGGGGUCAGUUGUGUAUCCAUGGCGAGGGUCAGUUGUGUAUCCAUGGUGGGGGUCAGUUGGGUAUCCAUGGUGGGGGUCAGUUGUGUAUCCAUGGCGAUGGUCAGUUAUCUAUCCAUGGUGAGGGUCAGUUGUGUAUCCAUGGUGGGGGUCAGUUGUCUAUCCAUGGUGAGGGUCAGUUGUGUAUCCAUGGCGAUGGUCAGUUAUCUAUCCAUGGUGAGGGUCAGUUGUGUAUCCAUGGUGAUGGUCACUUGUGUAUCCAUGGAGAUGGUCAGAUGUGUAUCCAUGGUUAGGGUCAGUUGUGUAUCCAUGGUGAUGGUCAGUUGUGUAUCCAUGGUGAGGGUCAGUUGUGUAUCCAUGGCGAUAGUCAAAUCAUACUUUGGUACAACCCCACAAUUUGUAGUAACUUCAUCAGAGCCUUCAUUAUCAGCCCCAGCGUGGCCUUCUAAUUGCACCUUUCAUUUAACGUCUAAUUUAUGUCUUAAUUUAUCAGUGACAGUGCUCACUAUAAAUCAUACUGUGUCGGGGAUAAAUAUAAUGUUUGUUUGUUGCGCCAGAUUCAUCACGUGGGUUAAUUUAUCAGUGACAGUGCUCACUAUAAAUCAUACUGUGUCGGGGAUAAAUAUAGUUUGUUUGUUGCGCCAGAUUCAUCACGUGGGUUAAUUUAUCAGUGACAGUGCUCACUAUAAAUCAUACUGUGUCGGGGAUAAAUAAUAUGUUUGUUUUUUUGUGCCAGAUUCAUUGCGUGGGUUAAUUUAUCAGUGACAGUGCUCACUAUAAAUCAUACUGUGUUGGGGAUAAA
Molecule: messenger RNA, 1218 nt
Organism: Xenopus tropicalis (tropical clawed frog)
Lineage: Eukaryota; Metazoa; Chordata; Amphibia; Anura; Pipidae
Exons: 2
Coding region: 54-1079 (341 amino acids)
Source: RefSeq, a predicted model, not a curated record